UUUAGCCACGUUCCUCUAGCAAGUGUUAUUUUGGGCGACGUGAAACCACAAGCAUCACCCACAAUGUCCGACGAAGGAAAACUGUUUGUCGGUGGACUGUGUUUCGAUACAGACGAAAUUUCACUUGAAGAAUCAUUUUCAAAGUAUGGAAAUAUCGCUAAAGUUGACGUUGUAAGAGAUCGUGAGACGAGGAAGUCCAGGGGAUUUGGCUUUGUCACAUUUGAGAACCCACAAGAUGCUAAAGAUGCAAUGGCUGCUAUGAAUGGAAAGUCUAUCGAUGGAAGACAGAUCCGUGUGGAUGAGGCAGGAAAGCCUGGAGGACGAUCCAGCAGCUACCGUGGUUUCUCUGGGAGCCGUGGUGGGGGAUAUACCAGAGGGGGCAGAGGAAGAGGUAACGGAGGAUUUUAUGACAGGAGUUAUGGAGACCGCAGCUUUGGUGGGGAGAGAAGCUAUGGUAGCAGAAGUUAUGGAGGCAGCGAAGAGAGGAGCUAUGGAGGGGGAUACAGGAGUGGUGGCGGUGGAUACUCAUCAAGUGGUGGAUACAGAGAUAGCAGGAGUCGUGGAGGAUAUGGACAGCGCAGUGGAGGAACAUACAGGGACAGCUAUGACAGCUAUGCCUCACACGAGUAAAAACGCAAAAAAACUUCCUGAUUGCAAGAUCAUCACAACUCCUGGCUGUUCUUUUUCUUUUCUUUUCUUUUCUUUCUUUUUCUUAGCUGUUCUUCGAAGACCUUUUUUGGAGGGGGUUUUUUCUUACUGUGGUACUUCAUUCUACAGAUUUGAUAGUAUCUGCAAUUCCUUGUUUGUGUUGGAAGUGUCUGUACCCUCUGCACAGGAGUAGUUAAGAAUACUAUGGGAUUUGAAUUGGUUUCAGUCUGUAUGCUCCACAUACCUAACUUUUUUUUUUCUUCUUUUUUUUUUUUGCUUCAUGUUUCCCACCUGGUUUAGAUAUGAAUACGCCUUGGCUAAGUUUGCAAAACCCAUUUGAUUUAGAGAUACCUUUUUACUUGAGAUGAAACUUGUUCAGCUGAAUUACUUGGUGAGAUCUCUGAUGCUGUUCAGCACAGCAUAAUAGCUUCUACAUCACAUUCAGUAAAUUACAAUUCAAAGCAACAAUGACCACAUGAUUUUCUAAGACUUUGCUUUUUACCCAGACUGGUACCAGACAAAUUUUGGCCUUUCAAAACUUUGAACUCAAUUAAAUUUGCUCUUGAAGCUUGACAAGCUGUGAUAUACUCUCAAGGUCUAUGCCAAUAUCCCUUCAGCUUUAAUUCCUUUGGUUAAGCAAGUAAUGAAUACUUACUAGGAGCACAGAUUUCUAGUAAAAAUAAAUGGUGCACAACAUUACUUAAUUUGUGUAAACGCCUAAUAUAUGAAAAAAUUAAUGACUUGGAAAAGGGGCUAGAAAAUGCUUAAAAAGCUAUCACUUAAAUGUAUCUUCACGUUGCUGGGCCAUUGUCACAUACUGAUGAUAACGGUCAUUUGAAGUCAAGCUGUAAUGAAGACUUUCAUACAGAACUUUUUGAAACCAUCCAAUACUGAUUAAUUAGCAUUUCCGGAUUAAUAAUUGCCUUGUGCAGUUGUUUAAACUAAGCCAGCUGUGGUGGGCAGAUAUUAUCAUCCACAACUAUUAUUUCAACUGUGAGAAUUCUUGAUUCAGAAAGUGAUUUAGGAUUACAUGUCUUGGCAACUAAAUGCACUUCAUUUAACCGAUAUUACCUUCAGUGUGAUUUUGGCCACAUCAGACUAACUAGCUCGAUUUACAAUUGUCUUGAUAAUUAAUUUGUCUCCAGCCAGAGUCAGAGCCCUAUGUUUAGAAACUUGGACUAAUGGAAUCAGUUGGGUCCUAUUUUUGGCUGACAUUUAUUGAUGGAACAAAAAACAAAUCAGCGAAACAUACAAUUCCUUUCAACUAGCUGAGUUUUGGCCAAUACAGUUGACCAACAAAAAUGUCGAUUUAAAGUGAAUUUAUAGAUUACUUUGGAUGAAUCUUUGGCCAGAGCCCAUGGUUAUUAAUUCAGAAAGUUGAUAACACUUGUCCAUCAGAAUUAAAGGAUAUACAUGUUGAAACAAAAUCAUGUUGUAGUGGAAAGGACACCAGUGAAGUGGAAAACCAGUGAAUUACCUGCAAAGAGGAAACCACUUAUGGCAACAUGUGUUAUUCACAAAAUGCUUUCUAGCCCCUUUAAAUAAGAAUGGACUAUUUAAAAAUGCUCACAGAGGGUGUCAAUUGUGCGUUGCUGCAGUUGACAACAUUUGGACUGAUUUUAUUUUAUUUUAUUUUUUUUAAGACCACCACUUCAAGAAAAAUGUCACUUCCACCAAAUGUGCAGUUUUAUGUAUCAAUGCGUUUGGAUUGUUUUUUUUUUCUUCCCUGACUUCAUGGAGCCCUAUUAAACUGUCAGAUGAAAA
Messenger RNA from Lampris incognitus (smalleye Pacific opah), 2412 nucleotides. Its product is annotated as cold-inducible RNA-binding protein B-like. Gene Ontology annotation, molecular function: RNA binding. The transcript is spliced from 7 exons. Gene Ontology annotation, cellular component: spliceosomal complex. Gene Ontology annotation, biological process: positive regulation of mRNA splicing, via spliceosome. The coding region runs from base 64 to 630 and encodes 188 amino acids. Lineage: Eukaryota; Metazoa; Chordata; Actinopteri; Lampriformes; Lampridae. The record is from RefSeq and is a predicted model, not a curated record.